UGCUUUCCUUUAAAGGAUGAAGAACGGGCUCGAGUGGAGGCUCUCCGGGAUGAAGAUAUGGCUCUGGCCAUCCCGGGCCUGGCACGUCCUUUCAAUAUUCAACAUCAACACCAAUUACAGCUAUUGCGGGGUGACGAAAACUUGCUAAUCGAUGCCAAUCAAUCAUACUAUUCUGCUAGAGCGAAUGCCAUGCUCAAUAUCGAACAUACAAUUGUCGAAUUGGGUGAGAUCUUUCAGCAACUAGCCACCAUGGUCCACGAACAAGACGAGUCCGUGAGACGAAUAGAUGCUAAUCUCGACGAGGCGUCUACUCGGAUAGAAGCAGGCCAUUCUGAGCUAGUCAAAUAUCUCCAAUCAAUCAGUUCUAACCGUUGGUUCCUGCCGCUUUCCUCUGUAUCUCUCCAGAAAAAUCCCUAA
Messenger RNA from Protopolystoma xenopodis, 417 nucleotides. Lineage: Eukaryota; Metazoa; Platyhelminthes; Monogenea; Polystomatidea; Polystomatidae. The record is from the annotation of a GenBank genome assembly.